Molecule: messenger RNA, 1200 nt
Organism: Centropristis striata (black sea bass)
Lineage: Eukaryota; Metazoa; Chordata; Actinopteri; Perciformes; Serranidae
Product: parapinopsin-like
Exons: 4
Coding region: 111-1187 (358 amino acids)
Biological process (GO): G protein-coupled receptor signaling pathway; visual perception
Cellular component (GO): membrane; photoreceptor outer segment
Molecular function (GO): G protein-coupled receptor activity
Source: RefSeq, a predicted model, not a curated record
AGUGGUUUAAUAGGGAUCAGAAAUGAUAAGAUCUAUGACGCCGUGUGUCCCUCUGGCUCACUCUCUGGCCUCACAGUUGUUUCACCAAAGCUGGACUUCAUUUAGGCACCAUGGACAGCAGCAGCGCGCCGUGGAGCUCCGGCUCUCACCCUCCAUCCACCCACAUAGACAUGGCGACCAUUACGCCCACCAUCUUCCCCCGGGUGGGCUACAGUAUACUGUCUUUCCUCAUGUUCAUCAACACCGUGCUAACAGUUUUUAACAACGGGCUCGUGAUUACCGUCAUCCUGAAGAACCCGUCUCUGCUGCAGCCUAUGAACUCUUUUAUCCUCAGCCUGGCGGUGUCUGACCUCAUGAUCGGCCUGUGCGGCUCCCUGGUGGUCACCAUCACUAACUACCAAGGCUCCUUCUUUAUCGGCCACGCAGCCUGCGUGUUUCAGGGGUUUGCAGUCAAUUAUUUUGGUCUGGUGUCUCUCUGCACUCUGACCCUGCUUGCCUACGAGCGUUACCACGUGGUGUGUAAGCCGAGGGCCGGUCUGAAGAUGAGCAUGCGGAGAUGCUCCAUCGGCCUGCUGUGUGUCUGGCUGUACUGCUUGAUUUGGGCGGUGGCUCCAUUAUUUGGCUGGAGCGGCUACGGACCUGAGGGGGUCCAGACCUCCUGCUCUCUGGCCUGGGAGGAGAGAUCGUGGAGCAACUACAGCUACCUCAUCCUCUACACACUCCUCUGCUUCAUUCUCCCCGUUAUCGUCAUUAUCUACUGCUACUGCAAAGUGCUCACGUCCAUGAAUAAGCUGAACAGGAGUGUGGAGCUGCAGGGUGGGCGUUCCAGCCAGAAGGAGAAUGAUCACGCCAUCAGUAUGGUCCUGUCCAUGAUUAUCGCUUUUUUUAUCUGCUGGCUGCCCUACACUGUGUUGUCAGUUGUAGUUGUCGUGGAUCCAGAGCUCUAUAUCCCUCCACUGGUCGCCACCAUGCCUAUGUACUUUGCCAAGACCAGCCCGGUCUAUAACCCCAUCAUCUACUUCCUUUCCAACAAGCAGUUCCGUGAUGCUGCUCUGGAGGUGCUGUCAUGCGGCCGCUACAUUCCCCACGUGCUCCCCACUGUCAGCAUCAACAUGCGCACCUUGAACAGGAGGAGCCGGCUGUCUACCUUAACCAGGAACGCCAACAGCAAGGUGUUGCCCCUGUGACUUUCUCCGGUGA